AGUGGGCAAAGAGUGGAGUAUCAGCUCCAUGUGGAAUGCGAGUUGACAGUUUGUAGUCGGCCGACCGAGGAGAUCGACUGUAAAGAGAUCGUCGCGCGAUUGCUGUUCGAUUCGAUCGCUGAUUGUCUUUUUUUCUUCUUGGAUUAAAUACGGAGACGUGAAAGAAAGAAACCGAGCAUCAUACGUUGCGAGAGAAACUGUUCAUCGAAAAGCGAAUUCAACCCUUCGACGCGUAAGUGAAAAUCGAAAGCUACGAACGACCUGUCAAUUAUACACCAUAGAGGAUAAUGGGAGGUAUGAGCCAGAGGCCAUGGACCCCCACGAAGAGGAGGGGUCCGAUCGCAGCUGAAUACAGCAGUCCUGGACCAGCAUGUGUGACUCUACCACCACUCAUAGGCAAAACCGUUCCAGACUCAAAGAGAGGCAGAGCACCGGCGUUCUCUUUUGGCAGCAGACACGCGAACAAGAACAACAGUCCAGGACCUGGUCCGGGUCAAUACAACGUUUCUGGCCUCAGUGCGAAGGGCAAAGAUGGUGCACCAGCGGCUUCUUUACACGGACGUACGAAAAAUGGUAAAACUGAACAAACUCCGGCCCCAGGUGACUACAAUCCCGAAAAGGCCGUAAAAGUCGUCUCGGACAGUUCGCCGAAGUAUUCGUUCGGCGUGAAGACGCAAACAGAAAAGCCAAACUCAACACCAGCUCCGGGUGAAUAUUGUCCAGAGAACGUCAACCUGGAUAAAGCCCCUCAGUACAGCUUCGGCGCGAGGGUUCAGCAAGAAAAACCUAGCGAUGUCCCUGCUCCAGGCACGUACAGCCCUGAGAAGGUAAAUCUAGACAAGGCCCCUAGGUACAGUUUCGGACACAGAGUAUCGACUGAAAAGCCUAGCGAUACUCCAGCUCCUGGAACUUACUGCCCCGAGAAGGUAAAUUUGGACAAGGGUCCUCAGUACAGUUUGAGUGGGAAAGCACCGCCUGACAAACCAAACGAUACACCAGCACCAGGCACUUACAGCCCGGAGAAAGUUAAUUUGGAUAAAGGACCUCAGUAUAGCCUGAGUGGAAAAGGUCAUAUGGACAAACCCAACGAUGUUCCAGCUCCUGGUACAUACAGUCCAGAAAAAGUAAAUCUAGAUAAGGGGCCACAGUAUUCCCUCAGCGGUAAGGGUGCUCCAGAAAAACCAAGUGACACUCCUGCACCCGGUACAUACAGUCCAGAAAAAGUAAAUUUGGACAAAGGACCACAGUAUAGUUUGAGUGGAAAAGGGACUGCUGAAAAGCCCAGUGAUACACCAGCACCUGGUACGUACAGUCCGGAAAAAGUGAAUUUAGAUAAAGGUCCGCAAUAUUCUUUGAGUGGAAAAGGGGCUCCGACAAAAGUAAACGACACACCUGCACCUGGUACAUACAGUCCGGAAAAAGUAAAUUUGGAUAAAGGACCACAGUACAGCUUGAGUGGAAAAGGUGCAGCUGAAAAACCGAGCGACACACCUGCGCCUGGUACUUAUUGUCCGGAGAAAAUGAAUUUAGACAAAGCACCGCUGUACAGUUUUGGACACAGAACACCACUCGAUAAACCAAAUGAUACCCCAGCACCUGGAACUUACUGCCCAGAAAAGGUGAACCUUGAUAAAGGUCCGUUGUAUAGUCUAAGCGGAAAAGGUGCACCUGAGAAACCAAAUGAUGUGCCAGCGCCUGGAACCUACUGUCCGGAAAAGGUGAAUUACCAUAAAGCACCACAGUAUAGUUUCGGGCACAGGACACCACUAGAUAAGCCAAACGAUACCCCAGCACCUGGAACUUAUUGCCCGGAAAAAGUGAAUCUAGAUCAAGGUCCUCAGUAUAGUUUAAGCGGGAAAGGUGCAUCCGAAAAAGGAAUUGACAAUCCCGCACCUGGUACAUACUCUCCUGAGAAAUUUAAUCUGGACAAUGCUCCACGUUACAGUUUUGGACACAGAACACCAAUAGAUCACCCAAGUGAUAAUCCUGCACCGGGCACCUACAGCCCUGAGAAAGUGAAUAUGCAUAAAGGCCCCCAAUAUAGCAUAAGUGGUAAAGGUACUCCUGAGAAACCCAGCGAUGUUCCAGCGCCUGGAACCUAUUGUCCUGAAAAAUUCAAUCACGAUAAAGCACCACAGUUCAGUUUUGGGCAUAGAACAUCACUAGAGAAACCAAACGAUACCCCAGCUCCAGGAACUUAUUGCCCGGAAAAAGUGAACUUAGACCAAGGUCCUCAGUAUAGUUUAAGUGGAAAAGGUUCACCCGAAAAAGAAAAUGACAACCCUGCACCUGGUACAUACUCUCCAGAGAAAAGCAAUCUGGACCACGCUCCACGUUACAGUUUUGGACACAGAACCCCGCUAGAUCACCCCAACAAUACCCCUGCACCAGGCACCUACAGCCCAGAGAAAGUGAACUUAGAUAAAGGCCCCCAAUAUAGUCUAACUGGUAAAGGUACCCCUGAGAAGCCCAACGAUGUUCCAGCUCCUGGCACGUACAGUCCUGAGAAUCACAAUCCUGACAAGGGGCCACAGUACAGUUUGACCGGAAAGGGGGUAUCUGAAAAACCGAAUAAUUUCCCAGGACCAGGUGCAUACUGCCCUGAGAAGGCUAAACUGAAGCAUGAUCCUUAUUACGGCUUUAGCCACAGAAUGCCAUUGGAAAAACCUAGUGAUACCCCAGCACCUGGUACAUAUAGCCCAGAAAAAUUCAAUCCUGAUAAAAUGCCACAAUAUAGUUUUGGACAUCGAACGCCUAUUGAGAAGCCAAGCGAUACUCCAGCUCCUGGUUCAUAUAGUCCUGAAAAAGUGAAUCUCGAUAAGGGUCCUCAAUACAGUAUUAGUGGAAAAGGAGCUUCAGAAAAGCCAACUGAUGUUCCGGCACCUGGGACGUAUAGCCCUGAGAAAAUGAACCUGGAUAACGCACCCCGAUAUAGUUUUGGACACAAAGUUGAUCCCUCAAAACCAAAUGACGUUCCUGGACCUGGAGAAUACAGCCCUGAAAAAGCUAUGAUUCUCUUCGAGAGAGCAUUACAGUUUACUUUCGGACUUAGACCACCUAUGAACAAUUUCAAUGAUACCCCAGCUCCCAAUGUCUACAACAUUCCAUCAGUCCUCGGCACAACGAAAGAAGGAAAUAAGAAGACUGCGCCAGCGUAUUCCAUUUCUGGCAGACAACGUGCUUUCACAGAUGACAGGAUCCUUGUACCAGGUCCUGGUUCAUACGAAGCCAUCAAAGCUGACGCAGUCAGAGCUAAAAGUCCCGCGUACAGUAUAAGCGCUCGUUAUCAACUGCCCGAUGAUCACUCCAAGAUUCCUGGCCCUGGUGCACAUUGCCCAGAAAAGGUGCAGCUAGACAUUCCUCCAGCGCACACUUUUGGCAUCAGGCACUCUCCAUACAUCUGUAACUUGAAGGACACCGUGUGCUAACUACUAAUAAACUAAGUUUUAUUAACCCACGUUGAUCUUUUUUUUUUUCAAACCCUGCAAUGAUUAAUGAAAAUAUCAUUUUUGCCAGUUGAUGAAUUUAACGCAUCUAAUCAAAAAACAGUGUAAUGAUUUCGCUUAGUUGAAGUCCAGUUGUUGCUUGUCUCAGUUUAUUGCAGAGUAGAAAUAUAAAGUGUGUUAGCACUGUAUAAUUUUUAGGGAAAAAUUUUAUUCGAGGCAAGUUAGAAAUAUGUUGGAUAUAUUUUUAAAACAGUGUUAGAGCUUUGUUAUACUCUUUAUUAUUAUAGACUGCUUGGAAGUAUUAUUCGAAAAUAAGAACUGGCGGGAACGUUCCUUUAAAAUACAAUAUUGGUAAAAAUUCUACUCACUCAUUCGCGAAUAUUGCAUGACUCUGGAGAAUGAAUUAUUUUUUGGCUGGCAGGACCUUGCCAAGUGUUAAAAAUAUCUAUAAUUGCGAAAUCGUUUACUUAUAAAAUAAAGUCAAAUCGACAAAGGGUAUAUAUUUAAUGAAAUCUAUUGUUAUGUUGACGAGAACAGCAGCUCAACUCCAACACAAUCUCCUAAAUCAUAGUACAGUUAAUAUUGUCUAAAUAUCAAGAUACCGUUUACUUACUACAAAAAUCGCGGUUUCGUUUAUGGAGACUCGUACGAGACUUUUAUUUACAAAAGAUUUUAUUCUGCAAAGCAAUCCAGUGCUUAGAGUUGAGCUGUAUGAAAUAUUUACAGUGCAUAUUUACAAACAUAUUCCGCAAGUUUAGUAUAAUAUGUAUUACUUACUUUUUCAAUAUAAGCUAUAUAUUCCUUUGAAAUGAGAUCAGCAGAGUUACACACUUUCAGACUCAGUAUUUAUUGGGUGAACUCUAUGGCCUAGGAAUUGUACAAAAUCUCAAUUGCACAGACAAGUUUUAAUGAAAGAAAUACGGCUAAUGUAGAUAAUUUAAACUGCAUGGAUUCAUUUAUAUACUGCUGAGCAGUUUCUGAAUUAGGAAAAACAAAAAUUUCUUUCAAUUUUUAUAAAACAAUCAUCAGUAUUUUCAUUUCUAUUUUCGCAUUCCGGAAUACAACAAGGCAGACAUUUCUAUGAAAAUAGCAAUACGGAUAGCCUAUUUCUUGUCUAUGUUAUAUUAGCAGUUUAUAAAAGUGAAUAUCAUCAUGUCUAACCAAUUCCAGCUGUAGUUUCGUAAAAUUUCUACAGAAUCGUUCGCAUCAAAUGCCCUUAUAGAUUGCCAGGGUAUGAUUAUACAGAAAAAAGUAAUAAAAAUAAUUUAACUUUUUCAUUGU
This is a messenger RNA of Diprion similis, 4727 nucleotides long. RefSeq names its product leucine-rich repeat extensin-like protein 5. Bases 288 to 3428 code for a protein of 1046 amino acids. Gene Ontology annotation, cellular component: cytoskeleton. The transcript has 31 exons. Lineage: Eukaryota; Metazoa; Arthropoda; Insecta; Hymenoptera; Diprionidae. The record is from RefSeq and is a predicted model, not a curated record.